Fonsecaea erecta is the source of this 1734-nucleotide messenger RNA. RefSeq lists its product as hypothetical. Lineage: Eukaryota; Fungi; Ascomycota; Eurotiomycetes; Chaetothyriales; Herpotrichiellaceae. The transcript has 3 exons. Bases 1 to 1734 code for a protein of 577 amino acids. The record is from RefSeq and is a predicted model, not a curated record.
AUGGAAAACGCGCACGCCAACUACGUCGACGUGAAGCCGAAACCAGCCCAAAUGUGCCUGUUUCCAACCUCGAUGCGAGCAAAUACCACUCCACGCCGAAGAACAAAGCCCAGGGUUAUACUAGGUCGCCGCGUCCGGCAACAGGCCAUCCCGACAGACCCUUCAGUCAUGCCAUUCAUGUUCAAGCUGCGGCGACUCAUUCGCCCUGGUCUCACUGUUGCGUUUCCUCUUCCCUACGCCAUCUUCACGACGUCCUUUGCGAUCCUCAACGGCGCUCCUUUGCGAUCAUGGGCUGCUCCAUCCCACUCUGACGACCCUACCACCUCGAGCCAGCGAGAUGACACUGGCUACAUCCCGAGUCCUGAAAGGUGUGAAGUGUCCUACGACUCUGCUGGCCAUGGCAAGGGCAAAAGGAAGGCUAGGGAAGAGGAUUACUCAGAGCCUAAGAGCAAGAAACGUGCGAUAAGUGUCGACCGGGACGCUUUCACAUCACACACAAAUGAAAUUGAUUUUGAUGAGAGCUCGUCCAGACCCAGCAGAGCAAUAUGGACAAAGGCAGAGCUGGAUCGAACCUUGAUGCCGCCUCCAUCAACUCCUCGAAAUCGGACGAUGUCGUCGCUCACCCUGCAGGUCGACCCUGACACGGUGCAUGACCCUCACACGACGUCUCACGAUGAUGACUCGAUAUCGUUCGUGUCGACUGCAAUAUCGCGGCGCAAGAUCGAUUCAAUAGAUACCGACGCCAUGGAGGAAGCCAGACGACAUGCUGCUGCUGUGACUUUGCCUGCCAACUCAGGGCUUUGGUCCCAGACAGAACGCGAAUUGUUCUUCCACCUCGCCUAUCGUGGUUUCGAAGCCCUCCUUCCCCAGAACUGGAUGAUCGACUUCGACACAUUACCGAUCAGUGUCUUUGCGCACGAGAACUCGGUAGACCCACCACUCAUCCAAAACCUCCGAGACAAUCAAUUCAGAGCGAGCCAUGCCCUCCGUCGACUCUUCGAGGCUGGCCAUGACAUUCGAGACAGAACCCACGUCAGCCCGGGGGCCUUGAGAGAACGAAUCCUGGAGAACUCCGUGAAAAGGUACAUCUAUUGGGCUCUGACAGAUGUCGGACUUCGCCCAGCAUCAAGCACCAAAUACAUUCCGGUCCACGCUGUCGUCGCAAGAAAAAAGGGCCGAUCUACACUACAGACUCUUGAGGAGAUUGCGAAUAAGCUACAACGGCUCUCGCAGCGCCAUCAAAGAGCUCAGAAUAUUCUGCCAAGCAUUGAGACCGAUCCCCCGGGCUUCAGUGACCCAACCGAAACCCGAGUUGUCGAAGAGGACGCAUCAUUACCUACGCUCAUCGGCUUCGUUAUUAUCUCAUCGGUACUUGUCAUUGUUACUCUUAACUCCUCCCCAGCGUCUACACUAGAAAAGCAAACACCGUCUCCCCUUAUCAGAGAACCUUCACUUCAAGGCGGUGUAAGCGUCAACGCCGACCGACUUCGGAUUAUCGCAGAAUUGGAUUUCAGCCAGAGAGAUCAAGACGUAUGGAAUGCACUAGGUGUAGCAAUCGUGGCGAUGCAGGUGCGUACAGAGGCCCUGAAAGUGAAUCGGAGGUCCACAUCUGUUGAGUUGACCGAAAUUGGUUGGGAGCCCAUGCCGGACCCGGAUUCUAGGCUUGAGGAUGAUUUUGAGCGUUCGAGCUCUGUGUCAAGGUUACAUUUGAUUGAUGAUGACCCCGACCUCUAG